Cladophialophora yegresii CBS 114405 is the source of this 1728-nucleotide messenger RNA. RefSeq lists its product as uncharacterized. The transcript has 2 exons. The coding region runs from base 1 to 1728 and encodes 575 amino acids. The record is from RefSeq and is a predicted model, not a curated record. NCBI's taxonomy places the organism in Eukaryota, Fungi, Ascomycota, Eurotiomycetes, Chaetothyriales, Herpotrichiellaceae.
AUGCCCAAGUCGAAGGAACACCCAAAUGACCUGUAUCAACCAUCGAAUGGAAAGAAGAGUAAACCUGUGCGCAAGUACGCUGUCCCGAAGAAAUUUGGCAAGAGGAAGAGAGCGACUACUCCCGUCUCGGUGGAUAGUUCGUCCAGCUUCGGUGGGUUCGACAGUGCAGAUGAUGCGUCGGACGAAGGUAGCGAGGGUGACGCCGAUGAGGAAGACGACCUGCCAGCUGUCAAAGCCCCGUCUCGUUCUGGACACAUGAACGGGGCGGGGCGCAAACUUCACACUAUUCAUGAUAAUGUCUCUGUUGCUGGCUCGGACAGCAUGUUUGGGGAUUUUGACGACUACUAUGAGGAGGAUGAAGACCCAAAUGUUUCCCCCGAGGAGAAUAGAAAACGAUUUGAGCAGAAGGUCUUCGCAGACUCGGAUGAAGAUGACAACGAUGUUUACGAAGCAGUCGACGACAUCAGUGACUCCGACGACGACGUGGAUGAACGACGCAUUCAGCAGCAAGAAUUACUUGUUAUGCUCCCAGAGGAAGAGCUAAGUGAUACUGACUUUCUCAACCAAAUUGACGGGCUAUCCGCCUACGGCUUCGGCGACGACAGCGAUGGUAGCAUUUAUCGCUUCCCAUCGUCCCAAAGCGGCGACAGUGCUACUGAAGCUGUCGCGGAAAGGCAUGUUCAUUUUGCUGCCGACGCAAAUCCCACAAUCUUCAUGCGUAUGUCGGAGUCGCCCACCAUUACUCGCGCAUUGUUGCCGUCAGCACUACCUGACACUCCGUUUCCGACUCAUGGUGUUGAUAACCGUGUUGGCGGACUAGUUGAGAAUCUGGAUGACUCUGAUCUGACCGACGACUGCCUGCCUGACGAAGCACUUCAGAGCACCCCAAACGGUCUCGAACAGAGAAGAAAUGCGUCACCGCCGCCUUCACCCCCACGUAAGAAGUCUGGCAAGAAGCCUGCUCGUCGUAAAGGUCCUCCGCGGGGAAUAUUCAUUGACGAAGGCGACAAGACAUCCGGCAUUCUCGACUCUUCGGGCAAGAUCAUUCUCAUGAGCAACCCUCACUUGCUGGGGGAAGAGUUCGCCCGCCGAUACGGUGCAUCUCAGACUUCUAGUCCUGACGUAGGCUUUGCUGAACUCAUCGAGGAAAGCGAUGUUGGUGAUCGUGAGUCGACCGACCUUAUGGUCGGCCCAACACCAGACAUCAUGCUGGCCAGCCUCAACUCUGUUGCCAAUGGGCCCUUGAGCCAAGGACAGGCGAUCGGUCCUCUCGAGGCUUUCUAUCCCUCCACCAACUUUCUAUUCGACGAUGACAUGUUGGGCGGCUUCCAGGGAGACGAACUCGGCGAAGACGUGAUUGAUCUGGCCGACGUGAUACAGUUUGACAGCGACUCGGAAGAUAGUGACGGCGUCGCGUCGCCUAUCUCGAUGCCUCGAGGUCAAAAUUCUCUGGGCAAUGAUUUCGCGCAUCUCAACAGUGGCAAUGUCACGGCUUUUCGACGCAACGCUGAUCCUGCCAUGAGCAGACUGCCAUCGCAUCUAGACGUCAACCUGACGAGUUCUCCGCUGGCCACACCAGCACCGCGCCACAGGAAGAGGACCCAUUCGUCGCCAUACACUUCUUCCCAUUACAAGGGUGUCACGCCGGUCCAGCGAAUGCGGGAUCCCAAUAACGGUCGCAAUCCAGAUAUUGCGACGCCUGCCAAAAAGCGCAGGCUUAUGACUUGA